AUGGGGGCGGAAGAUUCACGGACGCUUCAAGAACCACUGCUGGAAAAGGCCCUUUACGAGGACGACGACCACCACCACCACCACGGCCACCAGCAAGUCUCUUUACCCGGCACAGCGUCGCGAAUUCUUUCCAAGGCAGCCAUGCUUCUCAAACCGCAUCACGCCUACCGGCUCGGCAAACGCUUCGCGUACUGCUUCGUCCCUCAGCUCCUGCGAUCGCGGAUAUGGGGAGAGGAAGCGCCCAAACCCAAGCAGUUCUCGACCAGUUACCUGAACGGCCUCCGAGGCAUCACCUCCCUCAAAGUCUUCACCUUCCACUGGCUCAUGGCCUUCACGGGUGCCGGGUUCAUGCCCUGGGGUUGUGACGAGCGCCACAAGUACAUCCUCGAAUUGCCCAUCAUCCGAUACUUUUACGCCGGCUUCACUGCCCACGUCUUCUUCGGGAUAGCAGGCUAUCUCACCACCUUACGACUGUUUCAACUAAUCGACCGGCACGACCAAGCGUCCAAUUCCAAAGUCCUGCUCAAUGUCUCGGGCGCUCUCUUUCGCCGCGCCUUCAGACUCUACCUCCCGACCUUUAUCAUCACGCUGAUCACCGCCCACUACAUCUACUUUGGCUUCUACGAAGCGAACCGUCCGUUCCUGCUCGACCACGGCAAGCUCUUCCCGGGAGACUGGAACGAGCCCAAACCAAUACGCUUCGACUCGUACUGGGGCCAAAUGCACUUUUGGGGCCGUGAGAUGUUCGACCUCUCCAACAUCUUCACCUAUGGCGCCGUGUAUCCGUGGCACGACCAACACCUGUGGUCGAUCCUCGCCGAGCUCAAGGGGUCCCUGUUCUUGUACAUGAUCUUGAUCGCCACCGCGCAGUGCAGAGUCUACGUCCGUUUCGCCGUCAUGUGCGCCAUGACAUACCUGUACUUCCUCUGGAAUCAUUGGGAAAUUUGGGUGUACAUUCUCGGAGCGAUCGUGGCGCAGAUCGAUCUCCUCUUGACCGAGCGCGACGAGAAGAACAAACAGGUCCUGCCGACUCCGGACCGUCUGCCACCAUCGCCUCCUCGCUCGCCGGCGCCAGAGAUGGAAAAGCGCGAAGAUAGAGGCGGCACAUUGCAGCAGUACAGACAAACCUACCUGCCGUCCUCGAGACGUUCGUGGCUGCGCUUCUUCGGAUUCUUUGUCGCCUUUUACUUCCUGUCGUAUCCCAUCCACGGCUCUCGAGACUAUGCUCCCGGAUACAUGUGGCUGAACAAGCUGAUUCCAGAAUGGAUGGAUCGAAAAGACAAGUUUUACGCCAACAUCGGCACCGCGAUUCUCCUGUUGCUGCUCGCCCGCUCGGACCCACAGACGUCCAAAUGGCGACGGAUCCUCAACAGCAGCCGCGCGCAGUACUUUGGCAAGAUCAGCUUCGGCCUGUACCUGACCCACGGACCGGUGUUGCACGCUUUCGGUUACAUGAUCCCUCAGAGAAUCUGGUGGAUGAUGGGCACCCAGGGUGUCGACACGACUGACGCAGUCUGGGCCGCCGUGCUCUUUGUCGGCUGGGCCAUCAACCUCACUUGUUGUCUCUGGGUGGCUGACGUCUGGACUCGCGAAGUCGAAAGCCGAUGUGUAAAGGCGGUGAAGAAGUUGGAGGAUUUCUGCUUCGUCAAGACCAAAUAA
Messenger RNA from Exophiala spinifera, 1659 nucleotides. RefSeq lists its product as uncharacterized. Gene Ontology annotation, molecular function: acyltransferase activity, transferring groups other than amino-acyl groups. Bases 1 to 1659 code for a protein of 552 amino acids. Gene Ontology annotation, biological process: polysaccharide biosynthetic process. The record is from RefSeq and is a predicted model, not a curated record. NCBI's taxonomy places the organism in Eukaryota, Fungi, Ascomycota, Eurotiomycetes, Chaetothyriales, Herpotrichiellaceae. The transcript has a single exon. Gene Ontology annotation, cellular component: membrane.